Messenger RNA from Phyllostomus discolor (pale spear-nosed bat), 2497 nucleotides. RefSeq names its product olfactory receptor 1N2-like. Gene Ontology annotation, biological process: G protein-coupled receptor signaling pathway. NCBI's taxonomy places the organism in Eukaryota, Metazoa, Chordata, Mammalia, Chiroptera, Phyllostomidae. Gene Ontology annotation, cellular component: membrane. Gene Ontology annotation, molecular function: G protein-coupled receptor activity; olfactory receptor activity. The coding region runs from base 98 to 1054 and encodes 318 amino acids. The transcript has a single exon. The record is from RefSeq and is a predicted model, not a curated record.
UUUUUCUGGCUACAGAGAAACAUCUGUAAAAUGAUUUAAUAAUUCAAUACUGCAUGUAGAAGGGUUUAAUCUGAACAGAUAACAAGAACUGCAAGAGAUGGGAAAAGUAAGCAGAGAGAAUCAAACUGCUGUUUCAGACUUCCACCUUCUAGGACUCUCUGUGCAACCAGAGCAGCAGCCUCUUCUAUUUGGCAUCUUCCUGGGCAUGUACCUGGUCACCAUAGUGGGGAAUCUGCUCAUCAUUCUGGCCAUCGGCUCUGACCCAUACCUCCAUACUCCCAUGUACUUCUUUCUGGCCAACCUAUCAUUAACUGACGCCUGUUUUGCUUCUGCCUCAAUCCCCAAAAUGCUGGCCAACAUUCAUACCCACAGUUGGAUCAUCUCUUAUUCUGAGUGCCUUGUACAGAUAUAUUUUCUCAUUAUGUUUGGUGGUCUUGACAACUUCCUUUUGGCUGUGAUGGCAUAUGACCGCUAUGUGGCCAUCUGCCAGCCACUCUAUUACAGCACAGCUAUGAGUCCCCAACUCUGUGCACUAAUGCUGGGCAUGAGCUUGGUGCUAACCAACCUUGCUGCCCUGGUGCAUACAUUGUUACUUACCCGGGUGACCUUCUGUUCCCAUAAGGCCAUCUACCACUUCUACUGUGAUCUGAGAGCUCUACUGAAGCUUGCCUGCUCAGAUACCCACAUUAACCAGCUGAUGAUCAUCACCAUAGGCCUGAUGUUCCUCGCCACUCCCCUCAUGCUGAUCAUCCUCUCUUAUGUCCACAUUUCCUGCGCUGUGUUUGGCAUCUCAUCCUCUGCAGGGCGGUGGAAAGCCUUCUCUACCUGUGGUUCUCACCUCACAGUGGUCCUGCUCUUCUAUGGGUCUCUUAUGGGUGUGUAUUUACUUCCUCCAUCAACUCACUCUGCAGACAGGGAAAUUAGGGCUGCCAUUCUCUACAUGAUGAUUAUUCCCAUGCUAAACCCAUUCAUCUAUAGUUUGAGGAACAGAGACAUGAAGAAGGCAUUGAGUAAACUUUUGGGCAGUAACAAAACCUUCUUACCACGCCAAUGAUAUUCGAUCUUGCAAUCCUGAUCAACCGCUACCCUCCAUCAUCCACCAGUCUCAGACUGAUUUUAAGAAAGGGUUAUCUGGAAAAUCUGAGUUAAAGGUAUAACAAAAAGGGUGUUUCUGCUCCUUUACUUGCCUGAGGGAUGAGGUGUUCUGACUCAGUCUCUUUCUUGAUGCCAGUGAAGCAACCAUGACUAAAGGCAGGAUACCAUUCCCUGUUCUUCACCUCUAAAUCUAUCUCAUUAACCAGAGUGAACUAAGAUGUAUUACACACCCUAGAGCCAAGUAAUUCUGCCCUUAGGGGUAUGGGACAAGAGGAUGGGAUGAAAAUACAAACAUUUAUUGAGCAUCUACAAUCCUUCUCAUUGUUCACAUCAGUACUUUGGAGGGAAAUUGCAGAAACUAUAGCUCAGAAUGCUGAAUAACUUCCUCAACUCAGUUAAGUUUGGCUCUAUAUCCAUCUUCUUUCUAUUUUACCACCUUGUGGAGAUCAUGACAAAUAUUGAUUGUUACACUAUGAGAUAAAGAAUUAAAAUGAUAUAAAUUUUAUGGUAUUUUCUUAAUAUUUCUUUAAAUUGAAAGCAUUUCUUUUUGUUAUUGUAAUAGAUGGGUAAAAAGGAGCCUAUAUUUGUUGUGUGCGUACUGUGUGAGAAUUUUGUACUAAAUAAACAAUUCAUUCUCUGGUUCUUUUAUGAAACAUUCCCUAAAAUGCAGAACGAUAAAUCAAGUGUGCUGGAAAUUUCCAGGCAAUAAUUUGAUGAAAAGUAGUCUAGUGGAAAUUGGUAUUCUAUGAAGUCAUAAAGAUGUAUAAGUGGUUAUCUUUUUGCAGUAAUUUCUUCCUUUAUAUCCAUUGUCUCAUUAUUCCCACCCCUUCUAUCCAAGAAAGAGAAAGGACAAGGGAGGAUAGCCAAGGAGAAGUGCAUGCAGAUGCAAUUGUCUUACUUUAAAAUCUUCCUUUGAAACAACAUUUAUUAUACAUACAUCAAAAGUUCACUGUCCUUUUUUAAAAACUUGGCCUUAGGAUGAAAUUGAUCUUGAAACUUUAGAAAGCUCUAUUUAGGUGCCUCUUUAUUUCUCCAGGGUGACUUGAUAAUCAUUGGAACAUUUUUUGUGCCAACCUCCAAAUUUGAUUUCCUGGUUCUAAAAAUAGCAAAUGGAUAGGAGAGUCCUGGGGAUAUUUCUGAGUCCAGAAAAUUUUAGGUGUAGGAAUAUAUGGGUAUACCUCAGCUAUUUCUCCUUUUCUCAUGUUCUCAACCACCUCUGCCCCUUAUAAAACUCAGAAAAUAAAGGGAAUGGUUGUUCAGGCAGAGGGAAUGAGUUGGAAAAGAAAAGUAUAUCUAUUCUAAGUAAGGACUCCACAAAUAAAAGUCACUGGUGCUUUACUUUUUUCAAGAAGUUAUAUGUGUUUCAUUUGACAUCUUAAAACCUAUAAUUAAACUUGAGUAC